Messenger RNA from Thermothielavioides terrestris NRRL 8126, 2628 nucleotides. RefSeq lists its product as uncharacterized. Gene Ontology annotation, molecular function: ATP binding; protein serine/threonine kinase activity. Gene Ontology annotation, cellular component: cytoplasm. The record is from RefSeq and is a predicted model, not a curated record. Bases 301 to 2301 code for a protein of 666 amino acids. The transcript has 3 exons. NCBI's taxonomy places the organism in Eukaryota, Fungi, Ascomycota, Sordariomycetes, Sordariales, Chaetomiaceae. Gene Ontology annotation, biological process: protein phosphorylation; intracellular signal transduction.
GGCUGCCCGCAUUUUCCUCCUCCCUCUAGAACGGGGUGGACACCUGCUUUGGCCUCUUCUCCACACCCGCAACCGGACGGGGCUCCAUUGAUCCAUUUUAGACGAGAGAGCUCCUCCGUUCCUGCUGCUGCUAUGGCGCCAGCCUACGACGACGAGGAGCUGUCCAUCUCCUUGUCUCCAUCGCAGAUCCGGCGGAAUCGGCGGCCAGGCGAGGGGCAGCGCCAGUCGACGACGACAACGACGGCAACGACGGCAACAACAGGAGCGACAGAGACAGCGACAACAAGAAGCCCAGCAGCCAUGUCCGAUCCUCCACCAUCCAAUGUCCCGCUCCGCGAGAAGAUGCGCACCGAGCAGCGCAUCGGCGCCUACAACAUCGUCAAGACGCUCGGCGAGGGCAGCUUCGGCAAGGUCAAGCUGGCUGUGCACCGCGGCACCGGCCAGCAGGUCGCCCUCAAGAUCAUCUCGCGCAAGAACCUCAUCAGCCGCGACAUGCAGGGCCGCGUCGAGCGCGAGAUCGAAUAUCUCCAGCUGUUGCGGCAUCCACACAUCAUCAAGCUGUACACCGUCAUCAAGACCCCGACCGAGAUCAUCAUGGUGCUCGAGUAUGCCGGCGGCGAGCUCUUCGACUACAUUGUCCAGCACGGCAAGAUGCACGAGGACGAGGCCCGCCGCUUCUUCCAGCAGAUGCUGUGCGCUGUCGAGUACUGCCACCGCCACAAGAUCGUCCACCGCGACCUCAAGCCCGAGAACCUGCUGCUCGACGACAACCUGAACGUCAAGAUCGCCGACUUCGGCCUGAGCAACAUCAUGACCGACGGCAACUUCCUCAAGACGAGCUGCGGCUCGCCCAACUACGCCGCCCCCGAGGUCAUCGGCGGCAAGCUGUACGCCGGUCCCGAGGUCGACGUGUGGAGCUGCGGCGUCAUCCUCUACGUCCUGCUCGUCGGCCGCCUCCCUUUCGACCACGAGCACAUCCCGACCCUGUUCGCCAAGAUCGCCAAGGGGAGCUACAUGGUGCCCACCUGGAUGAGCCCCGGCGCCGCGAACCUGAUCAAGAAGAUGCUCGUCGUGAAUCCCGUCCAGCGCGCCACCAUCGAGGAGAUCCGCCUAGACCCCUGGUUCCUCAAGGACCUGCCGCCCUACCUCCACCCGCCCGUCGAGGAGUUCCUCAACACGGGCGUCGACCCGAACAAGGCCAUCAAGGUGAGCGACAUCGCUCCGCACGCGCCGCCCCAGGAACAGGAGAAGCUGCACAACGAGGUCACCGACAAGAUCAGCAAGACGAUGGGCUACGGGAAGCGAGACGUGGAGGAGGCCCUCGAGGCCGACGAGCCGUCCGCCAUCAAGGACGCCUACAUGAUCGUGCGUGAGAACAAGCUCAUGCAGAGCAGCCAGUUGGCCGGGCUCGGCGCCGAGGAUGGCACCUUGUCGUCAGCCCGAUCCGUCGCCUCCGCCAGCACCGGGGCGUCUGCGCGGCCGCCUUAUGUGAGCAAGGUCGGCAUUCUCCCGAGUAGCUUGCCCGUCUACCACCAAGCGUACAUGGAGCGCGAGAAGGCGAGGGCCGAGGGCCGCGAGGUCCCCGACGCGCCGCUGACCGUGCCCGAACCCGCGCCCCAGCCGAGGAGCCAGGCCGAGCAAGCCGAGACGCUCCGGCGGUUGAAACCGCACUCUCGCAGCUUCCUCCGCCUGGACGACGCGAGCCGGCCCCAAGGACUUACCCCUGUCAACCCGCCAAAGAAGACCAAGCCGGUCCGGUGGCAGUUCGGUAUCCGCUCUAGGAACGCACCAUGGGAGGCCCUGCUCUGCAUUUACAAGGCGCUCCAUAAGCUCGGCGCCACGUGGAUCGUGGACGAAGACUACGAUCCGGCGCAGCAUGGCGACGACGCCGGGGACGACCGCUACAGCCGCGGCCGGCAUUCGCGCAGCCACAGUACAGCAUCGGGCGCGGGCCCGACCGAAGCGUACAGGCUCCCGGCGGAUCCCUGGCACAUGAAGAUCCGAUGGAACACGAACAAACUGCAAAAACACUCAGCCGCCUCAGGCCUCUGCGACGCCGGCGCGAGCGCCACCCACGUCUCCUCCUGCCGCGACGGCACCGCCGGCGACGAGCAGGUCGUCGCCAUGCACAUGGAGAUCCAGAUCUACGAGAUGGAGCGCGGCGUUUACCUCGUCGACUUCAAGGUCGACGGCUACGAGACCCCCGACGGCAAGCUGCUCGAGGACAAGGAGGUCGCCAGCCCGUUUCCCUUCCUCGACAUGGCUGCGCGGCUGAUCAUGCAGCUGGCCGACGCCGAUUAGCGCUCUCUCUCUCUCUUUCACCCCCUCUCUCCUUUCUUUCUCUUCCCUCCUUCUUCUCCAUCAUGGUGGUAUGUCGGUGUAUGCGGGGCGUUUAGGGUGGGUGGGGUCAGGCGGGGUUUGUUGUUGUUAUUCCUCCUGUAUUGUUGUUGCUUUGAUCUUGGGUGGAUUAUCAACAGUAUUCUAAUUUUGUCACUUAUCGGACCGGGCUUCAAAACUUGGGGGGGUGGAAGGAGGGCUUGUUUGUUCUGCAGGCAUGAACAUGAACAAGAAUGAGUAAGACGGCAUAGAAAUGGAGGAAUGGACUGGGUAGUUACUUAACUUAUGGAU